GAGAAAUCGAAACUAAAGUUAGGGAAUAGGCCUACACUGACUAGGAAGAGAGAAGAGGCGAAACUGGCCGAGGAGCAAAGUUUAGAUGGAAACCAAAUAAAGACAGUAGUUGUGAGUUUUAAGAUAUGUUUUUAUUUUAGAGACAUCUUUUUUAAAUGCAAUUUUAUCUUAAAUUUCCGCCGCGGCGUCAUUAAUGAUGGACCGGAGUCGAGACUCUGCUGCAACAUUACACGAGUUCGCACAGAAAAGAAAGUGGGUGUUGAGCUAUGAGAUUAGCUCUGUUGGGCCUGACCAUGAUAAAACAUUUACUAUCAGUGCAGUUCUGAAUGGUAAAGCCUAUGCCCAUGGUGUGGGGAAGACGAAGAAAGAGGCCAAACAGAAUGCAGCUGAAAAUACUUUGAGGUUGUUGGAGAUGGAACAACAGAACCCAAUUGACUCUACAGAAAAUGCAACUACAAACCCAACUGCAUUAGUUUAUCAGACAAGUGUCUCUGAUGACUAUGUAAACUUGCUCAAAGAAUAUUGUGAGAAGAAAAAGAUCCCUAUAAAGGCUGUGGAGUCAGUAAGUCUGGAGCCAAAAACUGCAUCUCUUAACCGCUGUAGCUUUGUGGUUGAUAACAAAGAGUAUCCACCUGCCUUUGGGAAAACGAAGAAGGAAGCCAAGGUGGAAGCAGCCAAGAUUGCUUAUCAGAGCUUGGGUGUUAAGUCUGAAGACCAAAAGGCGAGAGGGCCAAAUUACAUUGGAAUUGUUACUAACUACUGUGACAAAACAGGCCGAAUCCUGAAUUUCAUUGAGGUGGAAAGAUGUGGUCCACGUCACAACCUUCAAUUUUUCUACAAAGCGGUGAUCAAAGAUAAAGACUACCCCAUAGGCGAAGGUAAAACUGCCAAGGAAGCCAAACAAAAGGCAGCUGAGCUGGCCUGGUCUGGUCUUCAAGAACAAUCAGACUGGGACAGUAAGGUGUCCUACAGGUCAUCUAUAUCACAAGAUAGUACCUCAUCAUUGUUGUCAUCACCAACUAUGCUGCAAUUUCAAAAGACAUCACGACAAAGUAUAACAAGGAAUACAAGUCAAUCAGUUAUACUGACCGUUGCAUCGAACCCUGUUCAGGUGCCCAUGAGGUCAGCUGUGUCUGUAGACAGUGCACCAUCCAUGUUGUCAACACCAUCUUCAUUGGAGUCUCUUGAAGCAUCAUCACAAAGCAUGGCAACGGGUACAAGUGACUCUGUAGUCUUUACAGAUUCAUCCAACCCUUCAAGCGAUAAGGAUGCUGCUAAAAACAAAAAUAGCGAAAUCAGGCCAACUGAUGGAUCAACCCAGUCACGGUUUACUUCGGAGUUUGAUUCCAUAGAAAGUCUUGCUAAAGGAGGCUUUGGUCGUGUUUUUAAAGCAAGAGAAAAACUGGUGGACAAUUAUUAUGCAGUAAAGAUUGUCCCCAGCAAAGAAAAGGCUCUACGAGAGGUUGGGGCACUAUCAGAACUCCUUCACUGUAAUAUUGUUAGAUACUACAAUUGCUGGAUAGAGGAUUCAGAAUACCAAUGGGACAGUACAGCUGACAAUGACAGCACUACACAGUCUACCAGUAAUUCAUCAUCACAGUACCUCUACAUUAAGAUGGAGUUGUGUGACAACAAAACACUCAAAGAUUGGAUAAAUGAGAAGAAUGAGGAAACUCUGCAAGAUUCCAGGAGAAGAGAAGAAAGCCUACCCAUUGCUCAGCAAAUAGUCAGUGGAGUUGAGUUGAUUCACUCUAAGAACUUCAUCCACAGAGACCUUAAGCCUCCCAACAUCCUGUUUGGACGGGGUGGAGAGGUGAAAAUUGGAGACUUUGGACUGGUUGCACCUGAGAAUGAUGAUGAUGAUGAUGAUGACAAAAACCAGACAGAGAGAACUGGCAAAACAGGAACCACAUCUUACAUGGCUCCUGAACAACGGAGCAAGACAUGGUAUGACCGCAAAGUGGAUAUAUUUGCUUUGGGGUUGAUAUACUUUGAACUCCUCUGGAACCUUUCUACUGGCCAUGAAAGAGGAGUGCUGUUGACCAAUGCUAGAAGUCAGAAGCUCCCUGAGGAAUUUUCACAGAAUUUUCCCAAAGAGAAUCAACUAAUUAUGUCGAUGCUCUGUGAGAAGCCAGAGGACCGACCUGAAGCAAGAACAUUAAAGACAGAACUGGAAGAAUUGGCUCAGAUAUUCAAUGCACAAGAUAAUAUGCAUCACAAAACAAAACCAUCUGAUCAUCACAAGGACUUGUGAUAUGUUAUAGGGGUCCGUUGAAAUAUGUCUCUUCUGAUGUCUGUAAUUAAAUUAUUAUAUGUACUUUUAUAAAUAUAAUGAUGUAGGAAAAUGGUAACCUACUGCACUCAGAGCGCUUAUACUUUGGCACUUCAACAUACAGAAAGGAGGCCAAAUUCUCCCUCAGGGUUCCAGUCAUCAACUGGGCAGCCUCAGUAUGUGGUGCAUGAUGGAAAAAGGGAGCAAAGAUUAUGUGUU
This is a messenger RNA of Scomber japonicus (chub mackerel), 2491 nucleotides long. Its product is annotated as interferon-induced, double-stranded RNA-activated protein kinase-like. The record is from RefSeq and is a predicted model, not a curated record. Gene Ontology annotation, molecular function: protein kinase activity; ATP binding. NCBI's taxonomy places the organism in Eukaryota, Metazoa, Chordata, Actinopteri, Scombriformes, Scombridae. The coding region runs from base 194 to 2254 and encodes 686 amino acids. The transcript has 18 exons. Gene Ontology annotation, biological process: protein phosphorylation.